AAUCCGUACGUCAGUGCGCGUCAGUUUGCGCCCGAGCCAACAUGGCUGAUGAAACAGCGAAAGCUCAGGUGGCCCAAUCUGGCGGAGACACGAUAUUUGGAAAAAUCAUACGCAAGGAAAUCCCUGCAAAACUCAUCUACGAGGACGAUCAGUGCGUGGCCUUCCCCGAUAUCUCCCCCCAAGCGCCCACUCACCUCCUGGUGGUCCCCAAGAAGCCAAUCAUUCAGCUGUCCAAAGCGGAGGACGCCGAUGCUGCACUCCUGGGCCACUUGCUGAUCGUGGCCAAGAAAUGCGCUGCGGAGGCGGGCCUGGCCAAAGGCUACAGGAUCGUCAUCAACGACGGUCCCGACGGCGGCCAGUCGGUCUACCACAUCCACGUUCACGUCCUGGGUGGCCGCGGCAUGAAGUGGCCCCCUGGCUGACCGCCGCCACGCUUCCACGUCUUAUGUCCUUGGAUGAAGUCAAAGUAAAUGUGGUCGUUCAACAGUGGUAAUAAAAUGUGAUCCACUCGCA
Hippocampus comes (tiger tail seahorse) is the source of this 513-nucleotide messenger RNA. RefSeq names its product histidine triad nucleotide binding protein 1 (gene hint1). Bases 42 to 422 code for a protein of 126 amino acids. Gene Ontology annotation, molecular function: catalytic activity. The record is from RefSeq and is a predicted model, not a curated record. The transcript is spliced from 3 exons. Lineage: Eukaryota; Metazoa; Chordata; Actinopteri; Syngnathiformes; Syngnathidae.